CAACGCGGGCCAGUGCCGUCUCCGUACUGGUACUGGACGUCUCUUUCUCGAAAUUCUCUUGGCUACAGUCUACAACUUCUGCAGCCGUCCGUCCGUCCGUCUCCCCAAGUAUAUUUAUCAGCCCCCUCUCCCCGUCGCCUCGACGCCCUCCGCUUCGUUCUGCGCGUCGUCCUCGCCUUGCUUCGUACGUCGUCGUCCCCGGCGUCCGGCGUCCGGGAAAGCGGCGAUGGAGGCGGCGCUGGGGGCGCUGUGCCGCGCCGGAGGGUGGUCGUACGCGGCCGUCUGGCGCUUCCAUCCCCAAGACCCUCGGUUGCUCACAUUGGGGGACUGCUACUCUGAAGAUGAGGCAAAAACAAUGGUUCAGAAGAUGCUUAAUCUCGUUGAAAUUGUUGGGGAAGGCAUCCUAGGAGAAGCUCUAGUAAGCGGAGAGUGUCAAUGGAUUUACGACGAUACUUGCCAUGUGUUGAAUCAGACAAGCCAUGCUGAUAACAGAGACUUAUAUCUGGAUUAUACUUGGUGGCAGCAUCAGUUUCUGAAUGGGAUAAAGACUAUUGCAGUAUUGCCUCUUCAGUUACAGGGACUGGUGCAAUUUGGUUCCACACGGAAGGUUCCCAGGAGUUCAAUUCUUUUGAAUCAAGUCAGAGAUAUAUUUGAUCGGAUGAAGAAUGCUUCAAGCGAUGGUCCAAUGGAAUAUACCCACAACUCUCUUGCAUAUGGUCAGCAACCUAUCCUUGCUUCAUUGAUAUCUGCCAAUGACAUGCUCGUACAUAAUAAGGUCAACCCAUUGCAAACUGAGAAACCUGAGGAGAAUAUUGAGAUAACAGAAUCUACAAGGAGUUCGAUGUGUUCUCCAAGCAAUUCACAAAGAUCUUUAAAUGAUUUAACCUCCCAUGGUACUGGAAACACCAGUACGGAUACUCAUAUAUUGGCCAUGCCUGUUAACUCCAAGACUAUAUAUGAGCUUAAACGAUUUGAUAACGUCACUAAGUUGUUUCAUCAAAGUGCUGAUGACAGAGUUGGUUUUCAAGUGAAUCCUAGUAAAGAGCCUGGUUCUAUUAUUGCUGGUGUAAUGUCAGGAUACAAAAGUUCGAACAAUAUUCAUAGGACAGAAAAUGAUUCAUGUGAUCAAAACACAGAAUAUACCCCAUACCUUUACACUACCACCAACUCUGCAAAUUCUGGCUUAGAUGAACUUUCUUAUUCUGGCACUGGUUUGUCGUCAUCGUUUACAGCAGUAUCUGGAAAAGUUAAAAACUGCCUGCAAACUGAGAGUGACAAGUUUCUAUGUAAGUCUGUAUCAUUCAGCAGCAACCCUUGUGCUUCUAAAAUCCAAGAAAAUCGCCUAUCACCAUACCAUGCCCUCAUGCAUGAACAAUCCCUGAUACCUGACGAUCCUGGAGAAUCUGUGAGGCUCCUCUCACAUGAAGAAUCAUUUAAUGUUCAAGGUGACUCAAUGCAAUUCGAGGAUGGUACCCGCUUUACAUGCCAGGAUAACAGUACAUUUCCUGAAUUACCAAACAGAUCACCUGAAGAAGCUACUGCUGAAACUUUAGAAAAGGAAAGUAGUGGAAAUAACAGUCUGCUGGAAACUAUGAUGCUUGAUCUUAGCACUAAUAGCUUUGUGCAAGAUUGGUGGGAUGAUAGUGUUCUACUGGCAGAAAACCUUCCAAAUUCAAGUGAAAAGCACUCAGAGCCUGCUAUAGAAUUGGCCAAUAGGCAUUCAUUGCCAACUGGGGAGAGAGGCUUGCCUUUCAUACCUGUCAUCGAACAAUUACUAGGUGAUGUUGCACAUCCACCUGCUGGACAUAGUUCGCUUGAGGUUGAUGCUACUGCUUUAGCUGGCCGUGUUUCAGAUUAUCAGCUGCCUCAGUUUGCUUUUCGAGAUUGCCUAACAGCACACAAUGCACAAGUCCCAUCACUGGCCUGCAGUAAUUAUACAUCCAGAACCGGAAGUGCCCAAAAUGGUUCUUCAGAAGUGCCAUCAGCAAACAUAUCUGUGGAUGACACCUGCAGUUUCAACACAGCAAAUUCCAAGGGAAGUCAGUCGAGUAAUCCUGAGGGUAAGGUUGCCAAGAGAAGAGCUAGAGCUGGGGAGAGUACCAGACCUAGACCAAAAGACAGACAACUGAUACAAGAUCGCGUUAAAGAAUUACGAGAGAUUGUCCCUAAUGGUGCAAAGUGUAGCAUUGACGCUUUGUUGGAGCGAACAAUUAAGCAUAUGCUGUUUCUACAAAGUGUAAACAAAUAUGCAGAGAAAAUUAAGCAAGCUGAUGAACCAAAGAUAAUCGACAAAGAGAGUGGUGUUGUCUUGAAAGACAACCCAGAUGCUGGCAGAAAUGGUGGUGCCACGUGGGCCUACGAGGUUGCUGGGCAAACCAUGGUUUGCCCAAUAAUCAUUGAGGAUCUUUCACCACCUGGUCAGAUGCUUGUUGAGAUGCUUUGCGAGGAACGUGGGCUCUUUCUGGAGAUAGCUGACAACAUACGUGGAUUUGGUCUCACGAUAUUGAAAGGACAGAUGGAGCUCCGUGAUGGCAAGAUAUGGUCGCGGUUUCUUGUUGAGGCAAACAGAGAAGUCACAAGGAUGGAUAUAUUUUUGUCGCUUGUUAAGUUACUGGAACAGAACAGCCUUGUUCGAUCUACCGACCAAAUGGCUAAGGUCAUGAAUAAUGGGGUUCCAUCAUUUGCAAACCAUCAGCGAUCUCCAAUGCCAGUUCCAGUGGGCAUUGCUGAGAGACUACAGUGACUGCAAAAUGUUUCAACUAGAUAGUGUUAGGUACCACGACUGUAACAUAUCUGGUAGCCAGAACUCCAUGCAUUCGACAGAGCCUAGUGAAGUGAUAGUCUCACUGCUGCUAGAAAUGCCAGUAUCAAGAACAUGACUGAUGCAAACAUGAGCUUCUAGUGCAUAAAUUACGAACUUCCCUGAUUACUGGGGUGUGAUCAGUGAAGUGGCAUUCUUUCCUGCUUAGUUAGAAAUCUUAGGUUGACACCUUGCCCCAGAGUAGCUAGGCUCUUGAUACUGGUGUUUCUUAUGCAGUGAUGGCAGUGUAGUAAUGCUAGCUUGCAGUGCCAGAGCCUCAGAGGCUAUACCGGACUAUUACCCUCUCCCCCCUCAUUUUGUGAUUAUGAUCUGAAUGAUUAGCGAGUUACUUAUGCAAGAUAUCAGAGCUUAAAA
Sorghum bicolor (sorghum) is the source of this 3175-nucleotide messenger RNA. RefSeq lists its product as uncharacterized. The transcript has 10 exons. Gene Ontology annotation, biological process: regulation of DNA-templated transcription. The record is from RefSeq and is a predicted model, not a curated record. Gene Ontology annotation, molecular function: protein dimerization activity; DNA-binding transcription factor activity. NCBI's taxonomy places the organism in Eukaryota, Viridiplantae, Streptophyta, Magnoliopsida, Poales, Poaceae. Bases 227 to 2743 code for a protein of 838 amino acids.